GAUGCUUUUUUUUACAUCACUAACACUCGUGCGAAACGGACGCGAAUUUUCAUUUGUGCUGCGGAAACCAACAACAACAGACAAAAUAAAAACAAACGAAAAAAAAAACGGUCAAAAUUCCGGGUAAAAACUUAAGCGUUGAAAAUUAAAACAAAAAAUAUAUGCACACUAAAAGCACAGGCCAACAGCGCAAAGUGAAGUCCUUCGUGGGCAAAACCGUCAAAUAAAAUAAAUCAGAGCCCCACGCGCUUUUUGUCACUCCUUUUCGCCUUGCGCUCUUGUUUUCCUUUUUUUUGUUUUUUUUUUUGAGUUGGCCUGCCGAGAAUUUCUCGCACUAGCGCGUGGUAAACAACACUAAUUUUUUUACGGUGUUAGUUUUUUGAAAGUGCAAAGAACCUAAGAAGACAAAGAUAACAUAAAAACAGAAACUAAAAACCAAAGAGUGGCAACAACAAACCAACAAAACGGAAUCAAAGUCAAACAAACGAACGCACCGUCAGACGCGAAGGAAGCUUCAAAAGAGAGACAAGAGCGAAAAAGGAGGUGGCGUGGAGCGGAGAGGUGGAGAAUCUAAGUUCAUUGCAUUGCCCUGCUCCGAUCGAACUCAACUAAAUGUUGCGCUGCGUCGAGGAUUUUGAAUAAAAGGGAACCUGCCGCUCUUAAGUCGAGGCAGAAGUGCAGCAAGUGCUGUCGGACCAAGUUCGAUUAUCCGGAAGCGGACCAUGUGAUCUUCUAUAAGUGCACACAUCCGUUGGAAGCAUCGAUAGAUAGAGCCAGUAUAUACUAUGUCCGGAAACUAAGCCGACAGCAAGGAGAGAUAGAGAGAGAGAGUGAGAGAGUGAGAGAGAGUGAGCCAGUCAGGGGGACAGAUCUUGAUCUGGCUUAGAUAAAUAUCGCAUGUGCACGGCAACGGAAGCGUCAGCGGCAACGGCAACGGAAACAGCAACGGAAGUGGAAACGGAAACGGAAGUGGCUAAGCUAACGUCACACAGUCUGCAAUAAUGACCAAGAAGUACGAGUUCGAUUGGAUCAUUCCGGUUCCGCCGGAAUUGACCACGGGCUGUGUUUUCGAUCGCUGGUUCGAAAACGAGAAGGAGACGAAGGAGAAUGACUUUGAGCGCGAUGCCCUCUUCAAGGUCGACGAAUAUGGAUUUUUCCUGUACUGGAAAAGCGAGGGCCGUGAUGGCGAUGUCAUAGAGCUCUGCCAAGUGAGCGACAUUCGUGCGGGUGGAACACCAAAGGAUCCGAAGAUACUUGAUAAGGUGACGAAGAAGAACGGCACCAAUAUACCGGAACUGGAUAAGCGAUCCCUGACGAUAUGUUCGAACACGGACUAUAUCAAUAUAACAUAUCACCAUGUUAUUUGUCCAGAUGCGGCAACAGCCAAGAUCUGGCUAGAUGGCAUACGAAAAAUAACCCAUAAUGUCAAAGCGAACAAUAUCUGCCCCAUGAUGUGUCUGCGGAAACAUUGGAUGCGAUUGAGCUACUGUGUAGAGAAGAGCGGCAAAAUUCCGGUUAAAACGCUGGCCAAAACCUUCGCAUCCGGCAAAACGGAGAAAUUGGUGUACACGUGCAUAAAGGAUGCCGGUCUGCCCGAUGACAAAAACGCAACGAUGACCAAGGAGCAGUUCACCUUCGACAAGUUCUACGCAUUGUACCACAAGGUGUGUCCCCGAAACGACAUUGAGGAGCUCUUCACCUCCAUCACCAAGGGCAAGCAGGACUUUAUCAGCUUGGAGCAAUUUAUCCAGUUCAUGAACGACAAACAGCGGGAUCCGCGAAUGAACGAGAUCCUGUUCCCUCUCUACGAGGAGAAACGCUGCACGGAGAUUAUCAACGAUUACGAGCUAGAUGAGGAGAAAAAGAAGAACGUUCAAAUGUCGCUGGACGGAUUUAAGCGCUAUUUAAUGUCCGACGAAAACGCACCCGUAUUCCUGGACCGCCUGGACUUCUACAUGGAAAUGGAUCAGCCACUGGCCCAUUACUACAUCAACAGCUCGCAUAAUACCUAUCUAUCCGGUCGCCAGAUCGGCGGCAAAAGUUCCGUGGAAAUGUACCGCCAGACACUUCUGGCAGGCUGUCGGUGUGUGGAGUUGGACUGCUGGAAUGGAAAGGGUGAAGACGAGGAGCCAAUCGUCACUCACGGUCACGCCUACUGCACCGAAAUCCUCUUUAAGGACUGCAUCCAGGCGAUUGCGGAUUGCGCUUUCGUGUCUUCCGAGUAUCCGGUAAUCCUGUCCUUCGAAAACCACUGCAACCGCGCCCAGCAAUACAAGUUGGCCAAAUACUGUGAUGACUUCUUUGGCGAUCUGCUGCUGAAGGAGCCGCUACCAGAUCACCCGCUGGAACCGGGUCUUCCGCUACCGCCGCCCUGCAAACUGAAGAAAAAGAUCCUCAUCAAGAACAAGCGAAUGAAGCCGGAAGUGGAAAAGGUCGAGCUGGAGCUCUGGCUGAAGGGCGAACUCAAGACGGAUGACGAUCCGGAGGAGGACGCCAGUGCGGGCAAGCCGCCGGAGGCAGCCGCCGCUCCCGCUCCGGCCCCAGAAGCAGCCGCCGCCGCUGAAGGAGCCGCCGAGGGUGGCGGUGGUGCGGAGGCCGAAGCCGCCGCUGCCAACUACAGUGGCUCCACCACCAAUGUGCAUCCGUGGCUCUCCUCCAUGGUCAAUUACGCGCAGCCCAUCAAGUUCCAGGGCUUCGACAAGGCAAUCGAAAAGAACAUUGCCCACAACAUGUCCUCGUUUGCGGAAUCGGCGGGCAUGAACUACUUGAAGCAGAGCUCCAUCGACUUUGUCAAUUACAACAAGCGUCAGAUGUCGCGAAUUUAUCCGAAGGGCACACGAGCGGACUCCUCAAACUAUAUGCCGCAGGUGUUUUGGAACGCCGGCUGCCAGAUGGUCUCACUCAACUUUCAGAGCUCCGAUCUACCCAUGCAACUUAACCAGGGCAAGUUCGAGUAUAACGGCGGCUGUGGCUAUCUACUGAAACCGGAUUUCAUGCGUCGAGCCGACAAGGAUUUCGAUCCAUUUGCCGAUGCGCCUGUGGACGGCGUGAUUGCAGCCCAGUGCUCUGUGAAGGUGAUAGCCGGCCAGUUCUUGUCCGACAAGAAAGUGGGCACCUAUGUGGAGGUGGACAUGUUUGGAUUGCCCUCGGACACGGUGAAGAAGGAGUUUCGUACGCGUUUGGUGGCCAAUAAUGGCCUGAAUCCAGUUUACAAUGAGGAUCCGUUUGUGUUCCGCAAAGUGGUACUUCCGGACUUGGCUGUGCUAAGGUUUGGCGUUUAUGAAGAAAGCGGAAAGAUCCUGGGUCAACGUAUCCUGCCGCUGGACGGUCUACAGGCUGGCUAUCGUCAUGUUUCUCUGCGCACGGAGGCUAAUUUCCCCAUGUCGUUGCCCAUGUUGUUCGUGAAUAUCGAGCUAAAGAUCUACGUACCUGACGGCUUUGAGGACUUCAUGGCCAUGUUGUCGGAUCCGCGAGGAUUCGCCGGUGCCGCUAAGCAGCAAAAUGAACAGAUGAAGGCCCUCGGUAUCGAAGAGCAGAGCGGCGGUGCCGCCCGAGAUGCUGGCAAGGCCAAAGAAGAAGAGAAGAAGGAGCCACCAUUAGUCUUUGAGCCCGUCACGUUGGAAUCUCUGCGCCAGGAGAAGGGCUUCCAAAAGGUGGGCAAAAAGCAGAUCAAGGAGCUCGAUACCCUGCGCAAAAAGCACGCCAAAGAGCGCACCUCGGUGCAAAAGACCCAGAAUGCGGCCAUCGACAAGUUGAUCAAGGGCAAGAGCAAAGACGACAUACGCAACGAUGCCAACAUCAAGAACUCUAUCAAUGACCAGACGAAACAAUGGACCGAUAUGAUCGCCAGGCACCGCAAGGAGGAAUGGGACAUGCUGCGCCAGCAUGUCCAGGAUUCGCAGGAUGCCAUGAAGGCGCUGAUGCUCACCGUUCAGGCAGCGCAGAUCAAACAGCUAGAGGAUCGUCAUGCCAGGGACAUCAAGGAUCUGAAUGCCAAACAAGCGAAAAUGUCGGCGGAUACCGCCAAGGAGGUCCAGAACGACAAGACCUUGAAGACCAAGAACGAGAAGGAUCGUCGGCUGCGCGAGAAGCGUCAGAACAAUGUGAAGCGCUUCAUGGAGGAGAAGAAGCAAAUCGGCGUUAAGCAGGGCCGUGCGAUGGAGAAACUAAAGUUGGCGCAUUCGAAGCAGGUCGAGGAAUUCAGUACCGACGUGCAAAAGCUUAUGGACAUGUACAAAAUCGAGGAGGAGGCCUAUAAGACGCAAGGAAAAACGGAAUUUUAUGCCUAAGAUUCCCAGGUCGUCAAUGGUCAAAUGGGGAAAGAGCACCGCGAUACCAAAAAGAAUGAAACAACACUAAGAAAUUAGAAAAAAAAAAAAACAAAAAAAGGAUACUGAUUUAGCUGAAGAUGCUAACAUAUAAACUUUUCUUUAUAUACUAGAUUUACACACUCAUCACUCGAAAACACACACUCGCCCACAUUUUAAAGAAUUAACUUUACUUAAAACUAUUUAUGUAUGUUUUAUGCCGGAAGCAUAAGCUUAUAUUCUUAAUACCUAGAAUUCAAAAACUGGAAAGUCAACACUUUGUGCUUUAUAUUUAUUUAAGAUUCUGAUGAAGAUAAGAGGAUAAGGAAAAAAGAGUCGAUGAGAAGGCCACACAGUAAUGUGUGCAAUUUAUGGGGACUUAAUCCUCUCGAAUCUAUUGUAAUUUAUUUUGAAAAACAAGAAGAAAAAAAACAACAUGAAAACUAAAGAAUACCAAAAAUCUUGUAAGGUAUUUGUGCUAACAACACAAUAAAAACGGUACACCGAUAAAAUUAGACCACACACAGUGCGUUUCGCUACUAAAAUAACUAUCUUUUCGUUCUUUGAGCAGUGAACGCACUGUACACAAUCAUAUAUGUAUACAUAACACCAACCUAACACCCUGCCCCAUAUAAUCGUACGUUUCAAGUGAAGAACUUACAUGAGUUUCCGAUUCUCCACCUAAUAGCUUAGCCAAUUAACUAACCAGUAAGCCGAAUCCAUCAAUUAACCAGUUAAGCAAUCCAAGACGCCCACAAAUAACCGGACACCCAAACAACCAGACAGAAAUGUAUGUGUAAUUCGGGAAAACUAUAGUAAGAGCUGGAGGUUUUUUUUCGAAGAGCAUUUAUUUUGCAGAACCUUCGAAGGAAAACGCGAAAAGCCCUUUCAUAAGUCAUAAACGAAAAUCGACGCAACUUGUUUAUAUAGUAUAUGUUAUAAAACCAAAGUAUUAAAUGUGUAAUUCAAACAAAGAAACACCCCUACCGGCAGUUAAAUAUCCAACACGCUCACACACCCAACACAAAAAAAAUAUAAUAAUUUCUGAGCUGAACAUACCAAAAACGAAAUGGUUUACAUAAAAUGUACAUUUUUAUCCGCUCUGUAUUAGUUCCGAUCUUAUUUCCAAUUUGAAACCAGAACGAGAUGAAGAUAUUGCGAUUUGUACUACCAAAAAAAGUAGCCAAAAAUAUAUACAUUAUAUACACACAGAACAAAAACACGAAAGCAUACAUAUGUAGAUCUAGUGAAUAUUAUACCAAAGUAAGAGACAAAAAUAACACUUAAGAUAGAUUCUGUUUGAAUUGUCAAAAGCGUUUACGUUGCGCUCAAAAUUUGCUGUUUGCAUGUAUUGUAGUUGUUGCAAAACCAAACGAAAAAAUUAACAAAAUGAGAAACCGAAAAUGUAGAAAAUUAAAUGAAUGAAACUAAGGCAAGGAUGCAAAGAAAAAAUGU
This is a messenger RNA of Drosophila erecta, 5762 nucleotides long. It is a transcript of the gene norpA, whose product is annotated as 1-phosphatidylinositol 4,5-bisphosphate phosphodiesterase. Bases 1002 to 4289 code for a protein of 1095 amino acids. Gene Ontology annotation, molecular function: phosphatidylinositol-4,5-bisphosphate phospholipase C activity; calcium ion binding. The record is from RefSeq and is a predicted model, not a curated record. Gene Ontology annotation, biological process: phosphatidylinositol-mediated signaling; lipid metabolic process. The transcript is spliced from 15 exons. Lineage: Eukaryota; Metazoa; Arthropoda; Insecta; Diptera; Drosophilidae.